This is a messenger RNA of Chroicocephalus ridibundus (black-headed gull), 1858 nucleotides long. It is a transcript of the gene IDNK, whose product is annotated as IDNK gluconokinase. Gene Ontology annotation, cellular component: cytoplasm. Bases 96 to 659 code for a protein of 187 amino acids. The transcript is spliced from 6 exons. The record is from RefSeq and is a predicted model, not a curated record. Gene Ontology annotation, molecular function: gluconokinase activity. NCBI's taxonomy places the organism in Eukaryota, Metazoa, Chordata, Aves, Charadriiformes, Laridae.
CCCCGCACGCAGAGGGCCGGGCCGGGCCGGGCCGGGCGGCGGGAGCGGGGAGAAGAGGAGCGGAGCGGAGCGGAGCGGGCGGUGUGGCCGUCGCCAUGGUGGCGGUGGUGGUGAUGGGUGUGAGCGGCUCGGGGAAGACCACGGUUGGGUCGCGGCUGGCGGCGAAGCUGGGAUGGAAAUUCUACGAUGCGGACGAUUAUCAUUCUCCAGAGAAUAAAAAGAAGAUGUCAGAAGGGAUACCACUAAAUGAUGAGGACAGGAUUCCCUGGCUUUGUGAAUUGCAUGAUAUACUACGGAGAGAAGACUCAUGUAGACAAGAUGUAGUCCUGGCCUGCUCUGCACUGAAGAAGAUGUAUAGGCGUGUAUUAGCUAGUGGAGCAUCUGCAAUUGAAAGCAACCAGCCGGAGCAACCAGGAGAAAACGCAGCACUGAAGAUCCUCUUUGCUCAUUUGGAUGGGCCUAGAGACAUCAUUGCUGAACGCCUGGAGAAGAGGAAAGGACAUUUUUUGCCACCUGAACUUCUCAAGUCUCAGUUUGAUACUCUGGAGCCUCCCAGCGCACCAGAAAACUUUAUUACUGUCAGCCUAGAAAAAUCUCUCCCUGAAAUAGUGCUGGAGAUUGAGAAUGUGAUUUUUCAGGGUGAGGCUCUUCCGGACUAACUUUCUGAAUUACGGAUACAGAAAUACCCAUGAGGACGUCAAGGACACAGCGUUCGUGAGAUCCUCCUGUUUCCAAGAAAGGGCAGCUGGCAGUAGGUGGAUGAACACAGAAAGAUGUUGAACAUGCACCAAUGUUUUUCAGAAUGCUGAUCGGAUGGUAGUGCCGAGCAUCCACAUUUCUCUCUCAGAAGAGGAGGGAGUUUGCCUCCACCUUGCUCCCUCUCAGAGGGGGACAGAUACAGCCAAAAGAAUUGCAGAAGCUGCCCCUCUCAACAAACAGGUGGAAACCAAGAAGCCGUUACUUUCACUGGAGAGUGCUGGUGCAAUCCUCAGGAACAAAACUUCCUAUAGAUGCUUUCCCUCUAAACCUUUCCUGCUGGCUUUUUAUUUAGAAAAUGAAGACUGCGAGAUUCCUGAGCAGCUUUUUAUGAGCUCCACCUGAUGUUUGAUUUAUUUUCUCCAACACCCAACCAAGCUCGGGUACUUAGCUGGACAGAACUGUUGCAAUUUACUGUUUCUUAAACUUUUGCCACAGUACCACAUCGCCGAACUUCGCAAUUCUAAAUCCACAGGGGCUUGCAGGUUGGCUUUCUCCCCUCCACAGGGAUAGCCUCCUUGGUUUCUGCAGGCCUGUUCACAUGCAGCUGCAGUAAUGCACAAAUUGCUUAAAAGAAUACUGAACUUGCAUUUCACAGGGCGGGCUGUGGGCUCCACAAUUUGAGACAGUUCCAGAUACUGCGUUGUUGUUGCCAACUUACCCGGUUGAGUAAACUGUUAACUGCUAUUCUGAAAGACAACAGAAUAGUUGUCCUCUGUUUACUUCUGUUACUUCUGUUCACUUAUAUCCUGUGCAUCACAAGUUAAAAGAUUAAGAUGUCAGUCAUUCACAUGCUAACCACAUACAACUGGAUUUGAAUGUACACAUUUUAAGUCUUUUAAAUGACACCUGUCAGUUUUGUAGACAAUCCUGUCAGAUCAUUUGGUCCAAAGCAGAGGAAAAGAAGAGAAGAGGAAAAUAAAGAGACAAGCUUCAGGCACACAUGCCCUUCUUCUGGUCCAAAAUCAACAGUUUUCAAAUACAAGCUAUCGAAGUGGUCAGAGUUAACUAUACGGUUGCUCCUGAAAUAAGAGGUAGACGAUACUUCUGAAAAGAGAAUUUUAAACAAGGACAGGAAAAGGGGCAAUCGGGGGGGGGGGGG